Molecule: messenger RNA, 1294 nt
Organism: Oryctolagus cuniculus (rabbit)
Lineage: Eukaryota; Metazoa; Chordata; Mammalia; Lagomorpha; Leporidae
Gene: CRYM
Product: crystallin mu
Biological process (GO): thyroid hormone metabolic process
Cellular component (GO): cytoplasm
Molecular function (GO): thyroid hormone binding
Source: RefSeq, a predicted model, not a curated record
CUGCGGGGCCCUCUCAUAUAAAGCACAGCCAAAGGAAAGUAAAUCGCAGUGCCCAAGCUGAGGGUAGAAAGUAGGCGGCGACAUGAGCCGGGCGCCAGCGUUCUUGAGCGCGGCCGAGGUGCAGGAGCACCUCCGCAGCUCCAGCCUCCUCAUCCCGCCCCUGGAGGCAGCCCUGGCCAACUUCUCCAGCGGCCCCGACGGAGGGGUCAUGCAGCCCGUGCGCACCGUGGUGCCGGUGGCCAAGCACAGGGGCUUCCUGGGGGUCAUGCCAGCCUACAGUGCAGCAGAGGAUGCUCUGACCACCAAGUUGGUCACCUUCUAUGAGGGACACAGCGCCACCUCCACUGUCCCCUCCCACCAGGCUACUGUGCUACUCUUUGAACCAAGCAACGGAUCCCUGCUGGCGGUCAUAGAUGGAAAUGUCAUCACUGCUAAGAGAACAGCUGCAGUGUCUGCCAUUGCCACCAAGUUUUUGAAGCCCCCCAGCAGUGAAGUGCUGUGCAUCCUUGGGGCCGGGGUCCAGGCCUACAGCCAUUAUGAAAUCUUCACCGAGCAGUUCUCCUUCAAGGAGGUGAGGAUAUGGAACCGCACUAAAGAAAAUGCAGAGAAGUUUGCAGACACGGUGCAAGGGGAGGUACGGGUCUGUUCAUCGGUCCAGGAGGCUGUGACAGGUGCUGAUGUGAUUAUCACAGUCACCAUGGCAACAGAGCCCAUUUUGUUUGGUGAAUGGGUGAAGCCGGGUGCACACAUCAAUGCCAUCGGUGCCAGCAGACCUGACUGGAGAGAGCUGGAUGAUGAGCUCAUGAAGCAGGCGGUGCUGUAUGUGGAUUCUCAGGAGGCUGCCCUGAAGGAGUCUGGCGAUGUCCUCUUGUCUGGGGCUGAGAUCUUUGCUGAGCUGGGAGAAGUGGUGAAGGGGGUGAAGCCAGCCCACUGUGAGAAGACCACAGUGUUCAAGUCUUUGGGAAUGGCAGUGGAAGACAUGGUUGCAGCCAAACUAGUGUAUGAUUCCUGGUCAUCUGCUAAAUAAAACAAAGAUAGUUCAUGUUGCUAUGGAUGCUGCAGCUUGAGGAAUGUUGCAGCUGAUAAUCUCAUAAUUCUAGAUCAAGUGGGGGAGCCCAGAUUCCAGUGAACUCUGGUUUUGUGCUUAUGUCUAACCCUAAAUACUGGGAUCCCCAUUCGUGUUUGUAGUUGGAAAACAAAACCUCCGGUUGUACCAAGUUAUAGUAGCAUCUCUUUCCCUUGUGUUUUACUGCCCUUUGUGUUUCCCUGCAAUAAAGCAUUUUCUGACUCUGUA